CGACCGUAGCCCCCACCAGAUACGUAAGCGUGUGUCACGCUCCGGAUAGCUCUCGGUGCGUGCCUAUUAUCGAGGAGGGGGUAAGGGACGCGUGUAGCAACGGCGCCGCUAGUAGGGGUAACCUGGCAGGCGGCGCGAGGUGGGGAUGGAAUUACGCUUCGCGUAGGAACCGUCAGUAGUAUCGUGCUGUCUGCCGUGCGGGUCGGAUGCAAAGAGCCGCGACGACGCGAGUCCCGUGUCUCUCGUUUCACCCCCUCAUCACAAGCCAUCCUCUCUCUCGUCUGACGGAAGCGACGUCAACGAACGUCGAACCGCGCGCGUUCUUUUCUUCCCCCCUCUCUCUUUCUUUCUUUCUCUUUCUCUUCUUUUGAGUUCCACGAGAGUGCGGGAUCCGAAACGCUCUCCGGGAUCCGGAAGAGUCUAAUCGCGGGCCACGGAAAGGGACGUCGCUCGCGCAGCUCCGCGCUCUCGCUCGUCAGAUUUCAACCCCCGUAGACGACGACCGAUCGCGUUCGCGCGGAUAAUACAUAUAUCCAGAUAUAUAUGUCGUGAUGCCGCGGGGUGAGCGACGCGCGCCGAGAGGACUCGCAGCCGUGGGUGCUUCGAUCUCGUCCUGACGAUACCGUCAUCACCUCGUGCGUCAAGAGUGGACACACUAGUGGUGCGUUCGGUAAUGUUCGUGUGAGGGUGCGAGGGGAGAGAGAAAGAGAGAGAGAGAGAGAGAGAGACGCGGUGGUGUAUCAUUUUAUAUAUCGUGCGCGUAUACGCGGAUGGAUCGGGGGUACGUCUUUAGAGAUUAUGUCCGGCUCGGUCCGCUCGCGAGUUUAACGAGAGAGAAAAAUCGAACCCGUACUCUCCUCUCGAGCGCCGAAAGUGAGUGCUUGUGUAUGCGACGUGUGCAACAACACGUGUGACAGGUCACCCUCCCCAGCAAGUUUGUUACCCUGUCGCGGAUCAUACGUUUUCUUCGGCCGCGAAAGGUGUUUGUUUGUUUUGGUGUGCACGGAAUAUUAUAUAUAUAUAUUGUAUAUAUAUAUAUAUAUACAUAGAGUGCUUGUACGCGACGAAUUCAUCCACGUAGGAUAUGUCUAUGUAGUGCUCGCGAGCUCUAUGGGAAUCGGAACUACGAUGGCCGGAUACUCCAGUGCGCUCAAUACGGAUUUCGCUCCGGAAUCAGCGCGGAGGAUGCGACGAUCGGCGAUCGAUGCUAUCGGGGAUGCCAAGGAAUCCGCCGGAUGCGCGAUAACAAGAUUAUCAGGGAGCCUCCCACAUCCGCCCAUCGGCACGAAGCCAUUCUGCAAAACAAACAGGAACGCGUGCAGAAAAGUUGGACGAAGAACAGCGCCGUUAAUAAUUUGCCUCUCGCUGUUGAUGACAAUAGAAGCGAAGACAGUGGCUGCUACGAAUGUGACAAACGCGUCAUCGCUAGCAGUAUCGACGCAAAAGCCGUUUACAACGACGGAAGUAGUUUAUCAGCGAUUCGCCAUCGAGCCGAUGGAUCAAACUGCGGUGAUUGGCAGUCGAGUGACGCUUCCAUGCCGAGUACUUGAUCAGAAGGGGCCCAUUCAAUGGACCAAGGACGACUUUGGUCUGGGAGCAGUUAGGAAUCUCACCGGAUACGAGCGAUACGCCAUGAUCGGCAGCGACGAAGAAGGUGAUUUCUCGCUACACAUAUAUCCGGUGGAACUCGAGGACGACGGUACGUAUCAAUGUCAGGCUUCGCCGACAAACGACGGACAGCCGGCUUUACGAUCGAGAUUUGCCAGGCUGAGUGUGCUAGUGCCGCCGCAGAAGCCGAAGAUACUGCAAGGAGACUUCCUCGUCACCACGGAGGAUCGCGAGUUGGUGAUCGAGUGCAUAAGCGUCGCCGGAAAACCGCCUGCCGAGAUCACGUGGAUCGAUGGACUGGGCAACGUGCUACAUCGUGGCAUCAAAACCUCGAAGGAGCUGUUCGAUAACGGUCCUCUCCACACGGUAAAGUCCACCCUGAGAGUGAUGCCGCGGAAGGAUCACGACAACACAACCUUCACGUGCCAAAGUCAAAAUGCGGCGGAUCGUUCGCCGCAAAGCGCCAAACUACGCGUCGAGGUACGUUACGCACCGAAGGUGUCCCUCUCGAAGAUCGAUCGUAUAGUUGAAGGCUCCGAGCUUAGGUUCAAAUGUUGCGCCGAGGCCAAUCCAUCCGAGGUGGAAUACAGGUGGUUUAUCAACAAGAAAAAAGUGAUCGGCGAUUAUACCACGGAGAUGAUUAUUCACAACGCUACUCGCGAUCUGCACGACGCGACUGUAAAGUGCGAGGUUUCUAACGACGUCGGUAAAAGCGAGGAGAGUCAAACCUUAGAUAUAAGAUACGGCCCACAAUUUCGGCACCCGCCCGUAUCCGUGGAAACGCAUUACGGCGCGACCGAGAUUUUGCAGUGCGACGUGGACGGGAAUCCGACGCCAGAGAUCCUCUGGUACCACGAGGACUCGGAGCGAACGGUCGCCACCAGUCCGAAUAUAAGUGUCUUUGUGGGUCCGGACACCGCCGGACGUUACUAUUGCAAAGCCCGGGUGCCCGGUUUCCCGGAAUUGACCGGUUACGCCAACAUCUAUAUUCGCGCCCCGCCGAGCAUCGUCUCGCAAAGGAUCCAGUACGUGCCCGACGAGGGAGUGGUCAAGGUUAAGUGCACCGCGAUAUCUGUGCCAAAAGCGGAAUCGGUGGUGUGGAGUUUCGCCGGUCGCGAGCUCAAUUUCACGUCGAACAAUACGCCGUUCUACGUGCAAGAGGAAUACACGGGCGAGAGGAUAGUCAGCACUGUCACCCUGCUGGAUCCCAUAUCGACGUACUUCGGGGAUUACAACUGCACGGUCACAAACAGCUUCGGCACGGAUUCCGUCAUCAUCAAGCUGACGGCACACACGUUGAUUCCAGUCGAUUGGCAACUGAUCUUGAUCAUCGUUGGCUUGGUUGUCUGCCUGAUCCUGAUUGGCAUAAUAGUCAUUCUCAUUCUACAAUGUCGCGAUCGUAUUAAGCAGCCACGGCCGCGAACAACGCAAAAUCCAGAGACCGAUAUGCAGGAAACCGAUUCUAACGCCGAUCGAUACAGAGAAAGCGAUAGGAGUAGCAACCUCUCAGAUGUCAAAGCGGACAUUCGAGCAGGAUCUAGCGUCAGCAAUGCGGAAAGUGUCACGGCUCUUGACAGUGAAGGCGAAGGAAGUACAAGAGGAGUGAACGCCUUGGCGCUUGCUGGACCAGUACCGAAUCCUUUAUCCGGUUAUCGUUACAGCGCUGAUUACACCGAGCCCUCUUUCCCGCCGAAGAAUAAUGAUGGAAGUAACAACAACGGUUACGUGCCAUACGUUGACUACACUCGCGAUUAUAUGCCACCAACGACACAGAGUGUGGGUGCCUCGCGAGAGUCCUUGAGCAGGAUACCAUCGAGUGGCAUUUUAUCAUCGAAAAAAAUCGGACUGAGCUCGGCCAAUCUUGGUGCUUCAACUCCGCAAACAACGCCGAUCGAUCCGCGAUUUUCCGCGACAUAUGGCAAUCCCUACCUCAGAAUGUCAGCGGCCGAGCAGCUCCGACACGCGCCGCACACAGCCGUGCCGGGAGUCACGCCGGCACCACCGCCAUACACGCAGGCAAUGAGAAUGAAUAGCUUGAAUACCUUGAACGGCGCUGGCCCGCAGGCUCCAUUAUCAGCGCAUUAUAUCACCGGCGGUCCAAAUGGUGCCAUGGCGACAGUGAAACGCACAUCGGCGGUGGGCACGUUAGCAACGCACGUAUGAGGCCAGGGGAUUUAUCCGAAUUAGAACCGUCGAUACUCGGGCCUAACUGAAACCACCUUCGAACUCGGCCGUGUCCUCGGGACAUCCCGCUAUUCGCUCGGUUCAUGCGCGGCGACAACGAUAAAGUCGACGACGCAGGAUCCCCGAUACCCUGUUGACGAAUCCGAACGAAGUCGAUAUCGCUACGAUGGGAUCCGCUAUAACACGGAACGUUUACGUUACAGAGCCGAGUGUGAGCGACUUCUAGGGCGAAGGUCGCGGGGCGAUAUGGGUCAUGGCGGAGCCACGGACCGAGCACAACGGAUGGCCGAGAAUGGCGAGGCGCUCAAGUAUAUUGAACUGGUUCUUCGACAGUUGCGAAGAGCCAGCAGAGAUCAUCAGGAACUCGUGCGGCAACGUCACGUGGACUUCCAGCACGAGAUCAGUAAGCGAAUCAACGAGAGAGUCUGGCAUCAUCGAGAUGGACGCGAAGAUUCGUUACACGCGUCUAGAACUUGGUCCAGAUCCUCGAGUAGCCCUUGGGAAUCGGAUGUGACUUUGCGGAAAACGCGACCGGACGUCACGACGAGAUUGUUGACGAAGAGAAGAAAUUAUGGGGGAACGGCGCAGAAUACAGUCAAUAUUCUGAGACCAGGCCCCUACGGACACGUUCAGGAUGCAGUAGUUGGGACCGCUUAUCAAGAGAUGAGAUACGUUCCUGACAAUGUUGAUUGGAAGGGUGCGCAGGAAAUGUUUGGUGCGUGGAGUCUGCCUGAAGCUUCGUCGAGCAGCGAUAGAAAGACAUCUUCCACCGUCGUUUAGCGCAAAGAAAAAUCUGCCGCUAAUGAAAUUCGACGAAAUUAGGAAGGUAUCGUAUGUAAAUGCGUCAAUGAACGUUUCGGUCGUGGUUAAUGAUACGCUUGCGCUAGGAUUACACUUGAAAUCAAACUGUCUCGUUGCGAUGGUGAACGUAACACACGCUGAUGAGACACACUGCCAGUGCGGAAAAGACGCCAAUAUCGAAGGGAACGGACUCUCCCUUUUUGGGUCAAUAAGAUUAGAUUUAAGAAGAAGAGCGCCGUGAGUAGUGUGCUCUCGAACGAAAUUCGUGAGUACGAGGGGUGGCGAUGUUGGUUGGGUUCGUGGAUCGAAGGCACUCUCUUCGGUCAGUGGCGAAAACAGACCACUCGGUAUCGACAAUCUUCUAUUGACAUACUUUAGAUCUUCUAUAUAAUAAGCGUUUAAUAAGACUCGCUCGAGCGACGAGAAACGAAAAGUCCGAACGAAUCACGUCGCGAAUUGUUGCUGUCGCGGUGGUAGCCGAAUACUGAAAAGUGCGUGAUAUCGUUGAGAUACGCGAUUAUUUUCGCAAAAUAUCGAGAAUGAUUUAUGAGGCUGAAAGCUUUAUCGUGUAGAUUUUUCUGGUAAUUUACGGAGAAGCUGGGUUUACAUUUGUCAUAUAAUUACAUUUGUGAUAAUUUUCUCAUUAGCAAUGAGAUGGUAAAAGUCUUUCUUAGAGCAAUUAUUUUAAUGCAUUAAAUAAUCUUGGCAAUAAAGUUAAAAUACGAUAUAUUAAAGAAAGAUACAAAUUUUCAAAUAUACAUAUAUAUAUAUAUAUAUAUAAAACAUCAAAGAUUUCAUUGUAGAUUUCCGUCCUAUAGAACGCUUUCUUUUUAAUUCGCACUACAGUGAAAAUUUGAUAUCUUCUUAUAUUAGCGGGUUUGUUUUAUCACGAAAGAAAGAUAUUAAUUGUGGCUGAGAAUCUGAAUCUAUCGAUUAUCAGACGUUGUACUCAUCGAGCACCAUGAACAUAAAUGCAACGAAUGUCAAAUGUAAACCUAAUCCUAAUGUAACGCGAAGAUGUCUCGGCUGCCACUUCGAUGUUUACUGUGUCGCGCUGCCUUUUUGUAUUUGUAGGGAAAAAUAAUUGAGAGAUUAGCUUAUAAGAAAUGUUCAGCAUCCGCAAAUUAAGGACGCACGUUAAGGAUUAACGACGACGUCGCGACGGUCACGUGGCUUACGUGAUGACGAUAAGUCCGUGACUUCGCGUUUUCUCCGGCCUCAAGUUCCACGUGCGACGAACAGAUAGUAAAUAGCGCAAGUCCGCGCGAAGGGAAUCGAUCACCGUGUGUUUUGCGGUUGUUCGCAUUUGUAAAAUAGAUAGCGAAAAAUCAUUAGAUAUAUAUAUAUAUAAAUAUAUUAUACACCUGUUGUCAAUAUGAGCAUAGGGCCUAUAUAUAGUUUGACGGCACUACGUGAAAGCGAAUUCUAUUUGAAAUAAGCUCGUUCGCGAGAUGGGACGGCUUCGUGUAAAUAUCUAUUGAUAAAUGAUAUAUAUAUAAAAAAAACGUAACGAAAAAUACGAAACGGCGCGAUGUUCUCCACGGCGUUGUGGUUUCGUCGCGCAUAUUUUCCCCCAAAAAAGAAAAACGCGCGACUAAAGCCCCGCGUAAUCUCAUUUAUAACGAGUUAAGUUAUUAUUAUUUUUUUAGCAUAUAUCUUUUCUGCUUCGAUACGCCGUAGCUCGUUACCGAGGAUCGCAAGAUUCAAAAGAGGAACUUGAUAAGUCCAUUUCUUAUUCUUACAGAUUCUAAUAUCACAAAAAUUAAAAUAUGAUUUAACUAUAAUAAUAAUUUUUAUAGCAUCCAAAAUAAGUAAUCUAAUAUGUAAAGAAUUUGAGAAACUAGAUUUAAAAUAUUGUGACAAAGCUAAAUAAAUCUGUGGUUUAAGAAAUGCGUUGCCAACAGAUUGAAAUAUCCAGGCGAAUUUAAUAAGUAAUAAAAAUACGCAUCAUUUCUGAAUUCAAAAGUUUUUGAAGACGAAACUUAUGACUUAUCAGCUUCGAGAACGAUUUAUGGCGCGAUCGAUCCUCGAUUUAUUCUAGUGCGAUCGAGAAGAAGCGUAUCUUGAAAAAUACGUCGUGAUGUAUAGAGUGGACAUGGGGGAUACCAUUCAUAAUGAUAACGAAACAGGGUAGCCUAUCAAUUAUUAAGAGAAUUUCAAAAAACGAAGGCUGCACAUAUUACAGACUGGGCCGUACGCGCGUAUCCUGCAUAUCCGUCAGGAUAUCAUGAUUAAUUCACGCGAGGAAUUCUCAACACGAUUCGCAUUAUUGUCGAAGGAGGGGAAAAUUAUUAUUAAACGAUCGUCGCACGUUGAAAAGCUAAAAUUCCAGGCCGCGAAUACACGAUAUUCGUGUCGUCGGGAGAUAUCUUUAUAUUGUAACGUCUGUAACAUAACUUCUGUACAUAUCUGGAAUUAUUGCUCACCGUAUCUCGUAAGAUUUAGUUAGUUUUGUAUCUGUGAACCACUAUGUGUGCGUACUUCACACUCUCUACGAGAAGCGUCCCGCGUCAGAUGUCUCGUCCCGAAGUAAUAGAAUCGUCCUAAGAGCUCUUUCUUUUUAUAAGAAUUCGCAAACUUAACGAAAAAAUUAUACGGCUUAUUUUCCAGUAAGAACGAUCGUGACAUUUUUCCUUCGAAGCAAAUGACACGUCGACGAAAUCACAAUAUAGGGAGGGCUUUAAGUGAAGUCAACUAUCAACUGAAUGUAUUGAAUGUACAUUUUACUUAACUGACCACAUCCACGUAAAAAGGAUUUUGACAAUCUUAAAUUAAAUUUUUAAAUUAUUAAUUGAAAUU
Nylanderia fulva is the source of this 7392-nucleotide messenger RNA. Its product is annotated as irregular chiasm C-roughest protein. Gene Ontology annotation, biological process: cell-cell adhesion. Gene Ontology annotation, molecular function: cell adhesion molecule binding. The record is from RefSeq and is a predicted model, not a curated record. Gene Ontology annotation, cellular component: cell-cell junction; plasma membrane. Lineage: Eukaryota; Metazoa; Arthropoda; Insecta; Hymenoptera; Formicidae.